AGGCGUUCAACAACAAAAACAAAAACAAAAAGAGAAGCAGUUUCAAUAUGGCGAUGGAAGGUUAAGAAAAAUAAACUCUGUCUCGAACGAUGAUUAAAAUGGAUUCAUGUAUGAUAUUAUGAUUUUAUUGUGUUUGAGAGUGCAUGUGAAUGUUCUCCUAGCAUGCUAGUUUGUUACUAUUGCCUAUGCACACUGUCAUCUGACUGCCACCAUUAACCAAAAUCCCCAUGGAGCAUGAAAAUGACAAAGAUGAGCAGUCAUCUCUUUUAACUGGCUCCUUUUGUAGUUCACAUACUAUGUGCAGAGGAAACUUGAGUUCUUGUGGAGGAAAACUCAGUGGCACAAUGGCAUGCGAUUCGCAAUCUCAAACUCCAAGUACUCUGCAUUGUGAAAAAACCUAUGAUUCAUCCAAUGACUUAUCAUCAUGGUCGGAGCCUCUUGCUAUCAAGCCACCACCAGAGUUUCAGGAUUCAUCUCCUUAUUCAAGUACUCCACAGGAUUCUCCAUUCACUUCACCUCAGGUGACUUUAGGGAGAUCAAUACGUCCUCAUGCUUCAGCCAUAACCCCAGCUCGAGUGUUACCUGCACGUCUUCAUCCUGGAGUACCAGAAUGGCUUGAGAAAAUGGCUGUUAAAAUGGUGACACAGGUUUUAGAAGAAGCCCUUUUGGUAUCAGGGGAAGUUUCGUGGUCCAUCCACUGUUCAGAAGACUGCCACCCAAGAAGAAAAAGUGAGAAAAAAUUUUCACUCUCAUCUGAAGGACAACAGUCGCUAGGUUUACGUUAUUGCUGGACACCUGAGUUGCCAUACCUGCUUUGCAGACCUGCAUCUAGAAGCUCUCUUUCAUCAAGACUGUCCAGCUCUCACAAUUCACUAUCUGUCCCUGCAGCUAACAGGGUAGAUGACUCCAGUUUUAUUACGUCAGCUAUGUCUCAUGAAGUUUUAUCCACAGGAGACAUAUGUGACAUGUAUAAUGUCCCAGUAGAUUGUGAUGUUUAUGCUGUACCAGUUGAUAUGGUGCGGCCACCUGUUCCAGUACCACCUCAGCGUCAAAAGCGACAAAGACAUCAAAGACGAAAAAGAAAACAAUCAGAGAAAUCAGAAAUAGAGUCUAGUAAAGGCAAAACAGUUUCUAGUCAUACUAUGAUUCAGCCCAGAGUGUUGCUACCUGAACAAGCUGUACAGAAAAGGCAUAAUCGUCCAGGAAGAUCAGCCAGUAUGGAAUGUGCCACUCCAGGGGAACCAAUACACAUGACUUUAGCUGAAGUGAGACGUUACCUGUCCUCUCUAUAUUCUAGUUCUAGUGAUUCCUCAGAAUAUCGCAAGAAACCAACUACGUGUUUGCAGUCACGGCUACCUAAUUUGUCCAAGAACAAACGAGUUGAUGGGAAUGUCACAAUAGAAAACAUAGAUGACAACCUCAAUGUCACAUACAAUAAUCCAAUCAUGAAAUCUAACAGAAAAAGUACUUUCAGUAUCAAUGUCAGGAAUAAAAAAUGUAAAGACAAUGCUGAUGCAUUGGUUUUGGCUAGUCCUGAAGGAUCUGACUGCAUGCUCAUUCCAGAAGGGAAGCCCAAAAGAGGCAUGAGUUUUUCAUCUACAUUAAAGCAGACAUUCUGCAACAUGUUCCGAAUCCGUCGUCUCAUCUCACCUGAGCAUGCACCUGGCAGAAGGAGAACAAUUGGGGGAGGUAUUGAUGAUAUCUCAGAUGGUGUUGAUGGAAAUACAGUCAAUUCUACGUGUCAACAGAAGGCUCGAUUUUCUACAAGGGCCUUGCCACCACUUCCUGCUCGAGACAUUCCCUUGCAAGAGAAUACCUCAAGUGAAGAAGCACCUGUAGCUCAAGAAGAAAUUCUCAAUGAGGGUGAACCAAGUGUUGAUUUUGCAUCAAGUAUUGAAAAAGUGAAAGAUUAUGGCUGGUACUGGGGUCCUAUUUCGGGAGAAGCGGCUGAGAAAAUUCUAUCAAAUGAACCUGAUGGAUCCUUCAUUGUCCGUGACUCAAGUGAUGACCACUAUAUAUUUUCACUCACAUUUAAACUUAAUAGUUGUGUACGGCAUGUUCGUAUUGAGCAAGAUCAAGGUAACUUCAGCUUUGGAAGUUGUACAAAAUUCAAAAGCCACACAAUUGUAGACUUUAUUGAAAAUGCUGUUGAGCACUCUCGGUCUGGGCGUUACCUAUUCUUCCUCCAUCGCCGUCCUGUUCUUGGACCCAUGAGGGUUCAGUUGUUGCAUCCUGUUUCCCGCUUCAAACAGGUCCAAAGCUUACAGCAUAUGUGCAGGUUUGUAAUUUUAAAAGUUGUGAGGAGGGAUCUAAUUUCAUCUCUCCCCUUACCUCGGCGAGUUCUUGACUACCUGAGUACUCCUCAUUAUUAUUCUGAACAACUUGCGGAAGAGGAACAAAAUUGUCCUCCUUCAUCCCCCUCCUCUAAUGUAGAAGAACAAGGCCUUUACCCAUAUGUUGGUACCGGUAAUAUUUAAGCAUGUUGUGACAAAGUCAUUCACUCAGUGUAAGGAAAGUAAAAGAGACUUGUACUAUAGGAAAGAUUGAUUAAAUUAUUUCUGAAGAGUUUUAAUUUCUCAUGUAUGUUUUUCACUUUAGAUUUGGACCUAUAAGGUCAAAUUAAAUGGAGUUCUUCUUGUAUUUCUUAAGUUGAGAUGUAAGACCCUUAAGAAAUAAGGGUAUUGGCUUUACAAUUUAGAGUAUUGGAUUGUGUGGUAAUUUUAGUUAAGUUUAAGAAACACUAAAUUGAAAGGAGUUUCUUCCUCCAAAUCAUGUACAGAUGUCAAGAGUUUACUCUGACAACAUAAUCCUAGAUGUGUGUUUCAUUACUGUAACUUCUUUAGUUUCAUAAUCUACCUUCUUGGUGGUUGCUCUAGUCUCCUGUUUUCUCAAAUUUUCUGUUUUACUCUUUGACAAGCCAUGUGGAUAGUAAAGAUAUGAAAUUAAUCCCACCCUUAUCCAUCAAGCAAAAGUUAGUCUAUUAUUUGUUCAAGAAAGUUUUCCUGAAACAGAUGAAUACAUUUACAUGAAACCUUAUUACUUAUUUCUGGUAUUGUCCAUUUCUAUAUCUGAUGAGUGCCAUCAAUGAUGGAUGAAGUCUGUUGUGAAAAACAAAAUUGACGUUUAUUACCUUUACAUUGGGUACUUCUUAAGCCAGUUUUCGUUGAUACAUACUAUUAUUUCUUUAGGUAAUAGGUACCAAUUUGUGAGAAAUGAAAGUUUGUUUUUUUUAGUGUAGAGGUGCAAUACCUGCUCAAUGCAUGAUGCUUUGUGCUGUUUGACCAGAUUGAUUUGCAAUAUGAUUUGCAUCAGAGUUACAACCUACACCAUUAACCUAGUGUUCCUUUCAAAAAAAAUUUUUUUUGCUAUCAUUGCAAUUGUUUGUGAAAGUAGUUUUCUGCUUUGUAAUUUGAAUUCAUUCAGAUUGAGCGCAUCGCUAUAUUGUCUUCUUGUGUUUCUCAUAUUUAUUUGCCAAAUAUUUUUUCUAUUAAUCAAGGGGUUGAAUCCCUACACAAAGACCAAAGCUGUAUGUGAUUAAAAUUAUUUCUUUGAUUCUUUUUUAAUUUUUAUUUUUUAAGUUGUUGCUCUAAACACACCUUGUUUUUCAUGUGUAGCUAUAGUAUAUACCCUAUGUUGACGUGUCUGUUUAGGUUAUUUCGUAUUUCCUUGCAAUGUUCUCCUUUGAGUCAAUAUCUUUCUUAUACAGUAAUCCAUUAGUUUUAUCAUUACCGUACUCAAAAUGCUAUGCAAUAGUGACACAUCUUGUCAAAAUCCUGCUGCUCCACUUCGUUGAAGUCAAUGCACUUCUGUUCAUGAAGUUUUGUUAUCUUAAGUAAAGACAGGAACAAGGAAAUAAAAUAAUAAAAUUUA
Molecule: messenger RNA, 3870 nt
Organism: Frankliniella occidentalis (western flower thrips)
Lineage: Eukaryota; Metazoa; Arthropoda; Insecta; Thysanoptera; Thripidae
Gene: Socs16D
Exons: 8
Coding region: 228-2477 (749 amino acids)
Biological process (GO): intracellular signal transduction; phosphatidylinositol phosphate biosynthetic process
Cellular component (GO): phosphatidylinositol 3-kinase complex
Molecular function (GO): 1-phosphatidylinositol-3-kinase regulator activity
Source: RefSeq, a predicted model, not a curated record